AUGGAAGCGAAACCAGCGAAUUGUGAAAAUGCAGAUGCCCAAACUGCGGUCUCACUUGCCAAGCCAACAUCCUUAUCACAACCUUCGACCUCAGACAGUCGCACCUUCUCUAACGGUUCUGAAAUCUUACUGCUUCCACUAGCCGGACAGAUCGGUGAGUAUCGCUCUUUUCGUGGGAGACGGGGCUCCAUAUCUGCAGACAAUGAUUGGAGUCACAAUCCAUUCAAUGCACUAGAUUCACUCCUCUUGGAGAUGGAGACUGGAACGGAGGCAUCAAACAUGGAAGCACCUCAAGAGUAUCGAAAGUCCAUAUUCAGUCUAUCAGACAAAAGUAUGGUACCCAAAUCCGUCAAGCUUCGGAAGCUGCCCGAUCUGCAGUCAGUCAACCUUCGUGAUGACAGUUCAGGCAAUCACUCAGAUAUCAGCGCCCUUGACAUGAACGCGUCGCAAAUUACGAUUAGGCGGCUGGCCUCUACAGGGAACCUUAGUGCUCAACAUGAGUAUAGGGGAUCUUGUGGUUCUGCAUAUUCUUCAUCUAUCUACUCUGAACAGUCAGCCGAAAGUGAGGUGGAAAACGAAAACCGAGCAGGCUUCUCCACCCCUGGAAAUCAGUCUAGAAAUCCGAAUGCACAGGAAAUAUCUAAGGAUGACAUCCCAGAAGAGCAUACAAUCCUCCUUAAGGAUCACGCAUCAAAUGCAGAGCACAAUUUGCUGACUACAAAACCUUUACGACCCUCUCGUUCAACUAGCGAUAUUCUCAACAGAGACUCACGCACACUUCAAACCAAGACGUUUCUCCUUGAACAUAGCCCAAGCGAAUCGAUGACGCCCAGUCCGUCUUCCGUACAUCGAAGCGGCUUCUCGAAAAGUACUGUGAAGGAAGGUCGGUCGGAAACAGGCUCAGAGGCUUUCAAUCUGGAGAGCUCUGAUAGUAACUUGGAGUCAAAAAGAGUUGCUCCCCAUGCCGUGAAUGAGAAGGCCGCAAGACUGCUUGGACUUGGACAAAGACAGGACAGUCCAAAGUCUCCUGUUACCCCAACUGCUUCACAAUUCCCUGCGUCAAGACGCAACAGCAAUGAGCGAAGCUGGUCUUCUCCGAGAAUCAUUAGAAAGAUGGUUAGCAAAAUAUCUCUGACAACCCAGAAGACAUCACCUACUUCAGUGCUCUCUCCCACCACAUCAAGCAUCUCACGUCACGACAUCGAAAGCCCCACCAGUCACCUAGAGACUUUAUCAAUGCGCAAAAGCAGAAGCGUUGUCGACGGAAAAAUGGUAGGUGAUGCUAGGAGUACAUGUUUACAAGAGAUAGUAGAAGAGGCAUCAAACUCGUCAGCAGAUGACAUUACCAGCAAAUUAUUGUUAGCAAGCAACUCUAGCUCGAUUUCAAAGCGUCGCGGAUUUCGACCUCUCUCAGUCAAGAUUGGGGAAGCAUUCAGCCCUUUCAGCUCUGGACAAAGCAGAAUUGGUCAUGUUGACCAAGGUAGGAAAAUCGUGAGCUUGGCUGAAGAAUAUUCCCAAGAUAGCUGGAAAGGCCUCGAGCUUUCUGAGAAGGUUAAUUGGACUGAGAACCUGGAUCCGCACAUUUUCAAUGCGAAUUUCGUUGCUACCUUGACCUCAAAGCCUGCUGCGGAUAUUAAAGACCACCCAGCCUUUAGAGUGGACCCAUUCUCUGUACAGGCUUCCGAGACCACGCUCCAGUUCUCAACUUCAUCACAGUUGGCAUCGGUGUCCCAGGCUUCAUCUGAAUCGAAGUCGGUGAUAUCAGGCCAGACGUCAUUGCAUAGAAAUGGUCAGAACGUGGAAACUGUUCUGAUCGGCUUGGAUCUGGCAGACCACCAGUCGAGACGCAGUCAGACGACUGUGUCGCCAGAGACAGUCAAUGCAGCCAACGUGAUCCAGUCACCAGGCAGUAAUGCUGCCCCUCAUAAUUCUCUAUCAAGUCCCCCGCAGUCGAAGUCAGAGCAAGCGCUUGGUGCAAAUCGACGAGUACUAACGAACAACUCUCCCACUAACGGUAUUCGUGGGCUCCGAAACCAUGGUGACCUCCCUCCGUCGCCUUCCUUUGCCAGAUUCAACAGCAGGUCAAUCUCCGAAAAAGUUCCAAAGAUGCCCUCACUGUUUGGCAGUGGCUCUUUUUUUGAGGAAUCUGGUGAGGGAAAGCGCACUCGGGGCUUUUCGAAUUUGUUCAAGCCAAAGUCGACCAGUAAAAAUCACGGCAGAGGUGAAAACAAACACCAUUAA
Molecule: messenger RNA, 2241 nt
Organism: Endocarpon pusillum Z07020
Lineage: Eukaryota; Fungi; Ascomycota; Eurotiomycetes; Verrucariales; Verrucariaceae
Exons: 4
Coding region: 1-2241 (746 amino acids)
Source: RefSeq, a predicted model, not a curated record